AGUCUCGGGGGUUUUGCUGAGGACGAGUCUCGGCGGCGGAGCUCCUGAGGAGACGGUCGGUCUCUGUGUGGAGUCGCGGUCGCGGUUCGGGAUCUUUGUGCCGCGAAGGGAAGUCGUGAACAUUCCGCACCGGAACCUCACACCGGUUAUGUUUGACACCGCUUCAGAUUGUCUAACGGUCCCGGUCCCGGUCCCGGUCGCCCCGAUGUUGACGGUCCGCGCCGUGGCUCUGGGGACGUGGGUUCCUCUGUGGGCUGUUCCCGCGGUGAGUCGCCCACCGACCGCUCUCUGCGGCGCGAACACGUUGGUGCGGACCUUCACCGUCAGCGAUGUCAAACUCUCCAAAGCUCGAGGGCUUCGGAAGAAAAAGGAACUUUCUGAAAAGAAACUGACUCGGUGCUUUGUGGACCAGCGGCGGGUCCGUGCGGUCGGAGGGUUCGGGGGCGACGGGGUCUGCACUUUUCACAGUGAACCUCGCAAACAGUUUGGAGGACCCGAUGGUGGAAAUGGAGGGGAUGGAGGACACGUCAUACUGAGGGCUGCCCGACAAGUCAAAUCGCUUACUGCCAUUGUGCCAGUUUAUCACGGUGAUGAUGGGGAAUCUGGAGGAAAUAAAAACUGUUACGGAAGGAAUGCAAACAACACCUAUAUUCUGGUUCCGAUUGGUACUGUAGUCAAAGAAGAUGAGAAGGUGGUCGCUGAUCUCUCCGCUCAUGGAGAGGUACAUGUGGCAGCUUACGGUGGGUCCGGUGGGAAAGGGAAUCGCUUCUUUCUGUCAAAUGAGAAUCGGGCACCAAUGACUGCUACCCAAGGAGACCCUGGUCAGGAACACAUUCUGUACCUGGAGCUCAGGACCAUGGCUCAUGCUGGGAUGGUUGGUUUUCCAAAUGCUGGCAAGUCUUCCCUUCUGCGAGCAAUCUCAAGGGCCAGACCAGCAGUAGCUGAUUACCCUUUUACUACAUUAAAUCCUCAUGUUGGUGUGAUACAUUAUCAAGACUUUGAGCAAGUAGCAGUUGCCGAUAUCCCUGGGAUUAUCAGAGGAGCCCACAGAAACAGAGGCCUGGGAGUCUCCUUCCUGAAGCACAUCGAGCGCUGCCGCUUUCUUCUCUUUGUCCUGGAUCUGUCAGUGGCAGAACCCUGGCAGCAGCUGGAAGAUUUAAGAUACGAACUGGAACAAUAUGAGAAAGGAUUGUCAGAAAGGCCUUGUUGUAUCAUCGGGAACAAGAUAGACCUGCCUGAAUCCAGAGCCAAUCUCCUCGCGCUCCAGCAAAAAGCAAGCCAGCGGGUCAUUCCCCUAUCAGCACUCACUGGGGCAAAUAUUGAAGAGCUUGUACUACAUCUGAGAGAACUAUAUGAUGGGUACCUGGAGAGCUCGUAUAUCCAGGGGCACAAGCCGCUCAAGUGGUAAAACCUGACCUACAGGAUAAAGAAAUAGAAUUAAUUCUUAAAAAUUAAGAAGCAAAAGCUACCUACCAGCUUAUAUCUAUAUAAUAAAUGAUUGCAAACAAAUUGGGCGGUAUCUUUAUUUUGAAUCUAGGUUUUAGCAGUAUAUCGAUUGGGACACGACAUGGCCAAACGACUGCCAGGAUGGUGGAGGCGAACUGGAUGGACCUUCAAUUUAUGCGAUUUUACAACAAAAAUCACCAUAUACAUUUUUUAUGCCUUUUAUACAUAUCAAACAUCCAUAAUUUAAAGGAAUUGUUUAAAAUUGUACUUUAGUAAGAAAAAUGCCCUAACAUCUGUACUCUACCCUGGGUCAAAGUGCUGAAUGUGAUUGUCUAUUGAGCAGUUGGGUGUGAGAAAACCAUUUUCUCUAUUCUAAAUUCAUCUAAAAGGCCAGUUUUCACGAAAAGUGCUGGCAGACCU
Callorhinchus milii (elephant shark) is the source of this 1866-nucleotide messenger RNA. RefSeq names its product mitochondrial ribosome-associated GTPase 2 (gene mtg2). The record is from RefSeq and is a predicted model, not a curated record. The transcript is spliced from 6 exons. NCBI's taxonomy places the organism in Eukaryota, Metazoa, Chordata, Chondrichthyes, Chimaeriformes, Callorhinchidae. Gene Ontology annotation, cellular component: mitochondrion. The coding region runs from base 149 to 1408 and encodes 419 amino acids. Gene Ontology annotation, molecular function: GTP binding; magnesium ion binding; GTPase activity.